Messenger RNA from Eublepharis macularius, 4086 nucleotides. RefSeq names its product polypeptide N-acetylgalactosaminyltransferase 6 (gene GALNT6). NCBI's taxonomy places the organism in Eukaryota, Metazoa, Chordata, Lepidosauria, Squamata, Eublepharidae. The coding region runs from base 233 to 2098 and encodes 621 amino acids. The record is from RefSeq and is a predicted model, not a curated record. The transcript is spliced from 11 exons. Gene Ontology annotation, cellular component: Golgi apparatus.
UCGGGUCGGCUGCAGGUGAGAUGUCCGGCCGGGGCUGCUCCGCCUCCUGACUGCCCCUUGGCCGGCCAGCUAGCGCUGCAUCGCGGGUGGCAGCCGCCGGCUCUCGCCUCCAAGCCCAGCUUGCCAGCCCUCUGCGGAGGUUUGAAAGAAGAUGGCGAAAUUCCACAGAUUAACCGAAGUCUUGAAGAGCGUGCCACUUUGAUACAGAAGUGGUUGCCAAACAUCGCUCACCAUGAGGCUACUCCGGAGACACUACGGCCCACUGAAGCUGGCUUUGGUGGGUGUCGUCUUCGUGAUCUUUCUCUUCAUCAUGCAAAGAGAUGUGGGUAGCGGGGAGCAUAGAGAGGAGCCCUGGCUAAAAAACAUUGUGGACAGGAAAGAUCAAAUGAUUGACAUAAUGAUGGGAGCUGUCAACAACAUCCGUGACUCUAUGCCAAAGUUGCAGAUUCGGGCUCCAGUGCAGCAAGAGGCACCCGUCCAGAGCAGCAAGUCUUGUCUGCCCGGCUAUUACACACCAGCAGAACUGAAACCCUUUAUGGAGCGUCCGCCUCAGGACCCCAAUAGCCCAGGAGCUGAUGGCAAAGCUUUCAAGAAGGACCACUGGAAGCCAGAAGAGACGAAGGAGAAAGAGCGCGGCUAUGAGAAGCAUUGCUUCAAUGCCUAUGCAAGUGACCUGAUCUCUCUCCAGAGGGCCCUGGGACCAGACACGAGGCCUCCAGAGUGCAUCGACCAGAAGUUCAAGCGCUGUCCGCCCCUCCCUACCACCAGUGUUGUCAUUGUCUUCCAUAAUGAGGCCUGGUCGACUUUGCUCCGCACGGUUUACAGUGUCCUUUACUCCUCCCCUGCCAUCUUGCUCAAGGAAAUCAUUCUUGUAGAUGAUGCCAGUACAGAUGACUACUUGAAAGACCAGUUGGACGAGUAUGUCAAGCAGCUGCAGAUAGUGAGGGUUGCCCGACAGCCGGAGAGGAAGGGUUUGAUCACUGCCCGGUUGCUUGGUGCAAGCGUUGCCACAGGAGAUGUGCUCACUUUCCUUGAUGCUCACUGUGAAUGUUUCCACGGCUGGUUAGAGCCUCUCUUAUUCCGCAUUGCCGAGGAACCCACAGCUGUGGUCAGCCCAGACAUUACAACCAUCGACCUGAACACCUUUGAGUUUUCUAAGCCAAUUCAAUAUGGGAAGCAGCACAGCCGAGGUAACUUUGACUGGAGUCUGACUUUCGGAUGGGAGUCCAUCCCUCAGCAUGAGAAACAGAGGAGAAAGGACGAAACGUAUCCUAUCAAAACUCCCACAUUUGCGGGUGGCCUGUUCGCUAUUUCUAAGUCCUAUUUCGAACAUAUCGGUUCGUACGAUGAUCAAAUGGAAAUCUGGGGAGGGGAGAACGUGGAGAUGUCUUUUCGGGUUUGGCAGUGUGGGGGUCAGCUAGAAAUCAUCCCCUGCUCCGUGGUUGGCCACGUGUUUCGUUCGAAGAGUCCUCACACUUUCCCCAAAGGAACUCAGGUCAUCUCUAGGAACCAAGUGCGCCUGGCAGAAGUCUGGAUGGACGACUACAAGGAAAUCUUCUACAGGAGGAACCAGCAGGCCUCUCAGAUGGCUAGAGAGCAAACAUACGGAGACCUCACUGCACGGCUUACUCUGAAGGAGCAGUUGCAUUGCAAGAAUUUCACCUGGUAUCUGCAGAAUGUUUAUCCCGAGAUCUUCAUUCCAGACCUGACUCCCGCCUUCUAUGGAGCUAUUAGAAAUGAAGGUUCCAAACGCUGCUUAGAUGUUGGAGAAAACAAUCACGGAGGGAAGCCUCUAAUCAUGUAUCCCUGCCAUGGCAUGGGAGGCAAUCAGUAUUUUGAAUACACAUCCCAGAGAGAUCUCCGGCACAACAUUGGCAAGCAGCUCUGCCUGCGGUCCAAAAUAGGACCUGUGGAGUUGGGUGACUGCCACUAUGUAGGCAAACACUCCCAUGUACCUGAAAAUGAAGAAUGGGAACUGACCAGUGACCAUCUGAUUAAAAAUCUGGCGUCUAAUAAGUGUCUGUCUGGAAGAGGCGAGCAUCCUUCCAUGGCUGCCUGCAACCCUGCAGAUUCCUAUCAACUUUGGUACUUCAGCUAAGUAGUCCAAGGAAGACCCACGCAGCCUGAGCCAAGGCCAGCAAACUUACCAGGAGGCUCCUAUUUCCUUCCUCUCGAGCUCUCAAGAAAACGGGAGUUAAAUUCCAAGAGAAGAGAAAAAAGGGAUCCAUUUGAAAUAUGCUGCAUAAUCCCAUGCCUAUAAAACACUCUUGUGCCUUUUCGAAAGCAAUUGUCUGAGAAACACAACAAGCCUCGGUUGGACUUAAUGUUUUCUUUAGUUGAAGUUGCAAGCAGGUGUGUGUGUAUAUUUGCUCUUUAGAGUAUCGUUAAGUGUCAUUAACGGAGGCUCCGUAUUGUGAGAAAGACAACAUCAGUGAAUUAACUUAAGCUAGAUUUAUUGAAAGCCCUUUGAGAUGAGAAAGAAACAUUUCUUAAUUUGCAUACUGGGAGCAAUGUAGAAAGUAGCAUCUUGGCAACCGGAGAAUAAAUUUAUCUGCAAGAUGAUGGGAGUGGGGAACUCGAUGCCAAAGAUAAGGACUUUUUGUCUCUGUUACAUAGGAAAUGUGUUUUCUGAUAGAUACUUCUGGGGUCCAUAAGGAGAAAUUACUAGGGGCUAUGCACAAAGAUGCUGGUGGGUCAUGGGCAACUCUUGCUCUUUGAAGGAUCAGUAGAGUUAACUUGCAUUUGGCAUAGUAAACACUGGAGUGCAGUGUUGCACAGCUGAAAUCCUCGGCCUUUUGCUCAGCCUGUUUCCAAUGCGUUACCUCCGGCUUUGGGGAUUCUCUCCAGCACACUGUGAAUAAACUGCUAAUUGCAUUGGGAUUUUUUUUAAAAAAAAAAAAAACCCCUGCUUCCUAGGCAGCUAAUCCCUCUACCAAAGAAAAGUGGAAUUAAACAGGAAGGCAGGUUUCCUGGCAUCACACAAAGGAAUGGUGUGGGGUGUUCAGUUGCUGGGCACCUCCUGAUGGCUCCAAUUUUCAGAGGCCAACUGGGCUGUUUUUCCCAGCUCUUUGGAUACAUGCAAUCCCGUUUUCCCAGGAGUGCUUCAACCUGACCUGGUUCCCCGCUGGUUCCAUGCAACUCAAAUAUGGGCCAGCGCACAGCAGGGUUUAUAUAGUUUGCACAGCCGGAUUUUCCUGGACCGAGGAAGGUCCCUGCCUUUCCUUCCAUGGCCUUGGUUUGUGCACUGUAUUGCAAGGAGUAUGAAAAGCUGCUAAUGUGCCUUUUUGAGACUAGCUGGAGGAACCAAAUCGCUUGGGGAAAUGGGUGCUGUGUGGACCCUUGGCGGAUGAGAGUUAUGAUGCAAAACCAAACAGUGAGAGAAAAAGGGAAUGUGUUUGUGUGAGUCAGAAUGAGUGAAGGGGGGGGGGUUGUAUGUGUUUUUUCAUGCUUAUUGGGGGUGGGGUCUGGAAUAAAAUUAUACUGGAUAUUGCUAGUUAUCAUUGCCUGCUGGAGCAAAUCAUUCUCUCCGUGUCUUGUCUUGUCCACUGUGUUUAGAUCUUUUUUUGUCCUUGGAUUUCGUGGGUAGCAUUCUACUACAUGAUUGAGAUGCUAUUCAUCUACUAAGCGGUAGCUGCCACCCGACCGACAAGUGCCCCUAGUGCCUCUUGUUUACCGUAUGGCUGAUUAGCAAUCACCCUGACAGUAUAAUGCAGAAUCUUGAGUUGAAUCUGAAAGGGGAUACGUUCUGUUCUUCUGAGAAACUUGUUUGUUUGGGGAGUGCAGUUUAAAAAUGGAUUGUGUUGGGGUCAAAAUUGCCUUCCUAUAGGGAAUUCUUUCCACUUCCCCUUCAUAAAGUAUGCUACCAAUUUCAAUGCCAUUUUUAGCAUCUUUGAAGCAAAAACACAUGGAUGAAAGACUGACAGUGUGUAGACUCUUCCUCGGUUUUUCAGUAACAAAGCUGGCGGUAGCAUCAAACGGUGAUUGUCCCAUUUCCCAAAAGGCUUCUGUGUUAACUGUAUGACAUGUCCUGGCAACCCUGAUUUUUUAAAAAAAACAAUAAAACUUAAAUUUUAUUUUACAAGAGAA